GUGUGUGUGUGUGUGUGCAGGGGGUGUGUCCGAGGGGGGGUGCAUACGUGCAAAACGGGAGCAUGAAGGUGGCUGUGAGGUGGGGACGUGGAGCUGGGCACAUCUCACCCUCCUGUCCUUUCUGUAUCCCCCCCCACUCCGCUGAGCGGUUCAGCCGGGGUAGGAGGGCUGAGAUGUGCCCCAGGGAGUGAGAGAUAUGGGGCUGCCACCUGCCUGCAGGCAGCGGUGUGACGCUUGGGGACACUGGCGGCGGCCGUAAUGCUGCACCCAGGGGUUCAUAGCGUCGCGGUGGUGUUCGAGUGGCAUCGUGCGUCUCCUGCACACGCCCAUCCCUCCCGCGUGUGCCCUGCGCGCGGCUGUGCCACCGCCGUGCUGUCAGUCCCGGCCAUGCCCUCCCACCUCACUAGGUCUUUGAGGUGGGUUGGGGACCCUGGUGGGGUGACCGGAGCCCCCCGUUGGGGUGACCGGCGCCCGCUGCUGUCUCACUCUGCGGUUGACGUGAGUCAGCAGCGCACUGAGCCCUGAUGCUGGCCCUGCUCCUCGCCAGGAGACAGCCGGUGAGCCCGAGCGGAGCGGCACGGAGACGACAUGCAGACGGGGGCCAGAGGGGAUUGCUGCGGCAGGGACCAGCGCCCCGAGCUGGGCAAAGAGGCACUGGCCCCAGAGCGAACAGCAGGGACCCCCAUCCCUGGGACAGCUGAGGAGAUCACCGGUGCCCCCACGGAGGAACAGGGUGGCAUCCCCAUUCCCACUGCCAGCCUGCUGCAGGUCACCGAACGGAGACAGCCACUGAGCAGCGUGUCCUCGCUGGAGGUGCACUUUGACCUGCUGGACCUCACGGAGCUGACCGACAUGUCGGACCAGGAGCUGGCUGAGGUCUUCGCUGAUUCUGAUGAGGAGAACGUGGCCAGCGAGUCGCCUAGUGGGCUGCACCCACAGGCUAUGCCACGGGCAGGGUACCUGCGCUCCCCCUCCUGGACCCGUGCACGCGAGCAUGGCCGGGAGAAGAAGCACCUCAGCGACUCAGAGCUGCAACCAGGCACCCUGGACACCUUCCUGGCAGUGGAGCAGCCUCAGCAGGAGUAGGAGCUGUCCCGGCUGGUGGGGACAGAUAUAGGGACACGCAGAGAUGUGUGCUUUGCCUUGUCCCCAGCUCUUUUGACCACGUUCCCCACUCCCUGCCACAGGAAAAGCCGUGCAGGACAAAGGACUUGCUAUGGGACAAGUUGCGUGACUGGGCGCUGCGGGGUGGCAGCUUCAGACCGUGGGUACCAAGCAGUGCCACAGCUGGUGGCUCAGUGGGGAGGAGGAACUGGCCCACUCGGCCCUGUAGCACAAUGGGGGCUGCACUGCCCGGCCCCCACCUCCUUUCCACCACGGUCCCAGCGUGGCAGGACCAGGAGCUGUGCAGUGUCUGCACUGUACCACCCACCGCCAUGUAGCAGUUGUGUGUACUGGUAAAACCAACCAACCCAUGGCCACU
This is a messenger RNA of Meleagris gallopavo (turkey), 1483 nucleotides long. The record is from RefSeq and is a predicted model, not a curated record. NCBI's taxonomy places the organism in Eukaryota, Metazoa, Chordata, Aves, Galliformes, Phasianidae.